UGUUCCUUACUUCAAAAAAGAGCUUUAAUCAUCAUUGUGUCUGUGUUCAGUAGCAACAUGAUGGCUUAUAACUGCACAUGCAUACAAAUUAGUAAUUCUCCUCACAUAUGACUCAGUUUUCGACCAAAUUGAAUCAAUAAUAGUCGUUAAAUCGUCGUGAUUUAAAUCUCUGAUUCAUCAGGAGCUCUUGUGUACAUUCUGUACUUUUUCGAAAGGGGGUGUGUUCUGUGCGGCGAUGACGUCAAACUCCCGCGACGCAAUGACGCUGACUUCCUUUCCUCGUGCGCUCCCGUCGCAUGAUACAAACCACAACAACAUGUCUGCUGUGGGAUUCUGUGGAGACUGGUUCAUUUUCAGCUGUGACACUAAACUUGUAGCUGCGAACACCAAACAGGACAGAGAGACGUUUGUGUUUGACUGCAGCACUGCAGAGAAGAGACCGAAGAAUACAACGGAAGAUAACAACAGCGAUGGCGGCACCUCAGAAGAAACUGGAAGUGACAAAGUCCUCGCCUUCGCCGUGUCUCCGUCUGGAAAGAUGGUGGCGCUGACAGACGACAACAAGCGUCUGGUUCUGUUCCAGUCUCAGCCUUCAUGGAAGUGUGUCAGCGUCAGGUGGGUGGUGAGGAGGUGCUCCGCCCUGCUCUUCAGUCAGACCGAAGAGGAGCUGCUGGCAGCCGACAAAUCAGGCGAUGUUUACUCGUUCUCUGUGACGGAGACGCAGAAGGAGGGAGAGCUGAAGAUGGGUCACCUGUCCAUGCUGCUGGCUGUGGCUGUCUCUCCGGACAACAAGUUCCUCAUCACAGCCGACCGUGACGAGAAGAUCAGAGUGAGUGACCUCAGGUCACCGUACAACAUCCAGUCCUUCUGCCUUGGACAUGAACAGUUUGUAAGCGCUCUGCUGAUCCCUGCAGCCCAUCCUCACUGGCUGCUGUCUGGAUCAGGGGACGGAACGUUGAAGCUGUGGGAGUUCGAGUCUGGCCGUAACCUGCAAAGCUGUGACCUCAGCGAUCUGGAGGAGAUGCCUUCCUCUGAUGCCAACAAACAGACGAAGCCCACAGUGUGCCGCAUCAGCAGCUCACCUGAUGCUCAACAUGUUGCCGUGCUGUGUGACAGAGAGUCCACAAUACAGUUCUUCGCUCUGAGACGGGACAGCGAGGAGAAGAUGGUCCCACGCAGCCGGCUCUCUCUGCCACACUGCCCCGUAGACGUGACCUUUGACCCUGAGGGCCGGCUGUGGGUGCUGAUGGACUCCACAGACUCACCGGUCCAGAUCUACUCUCACAGACGAGACUCCUGGGAGCGUUCAGCAGAGAUCCCCGACCUGCUCCGAGUGACUGAAGCUCUGCAGCCUCACAGGGAGACACUUCAGGCCUCCAUGAAGUCCAGCAGCCGCUACGAGCCCCUGUACAAGGUGAUCCACGACAACGUGGGGGCGUACCUGCAGAGGAAGCAGCAGAGGAUGGAUGAGCAGGAUCUAAAGAGGAAGACGGCCCAGAGCUCCAACGGCAAAGGGAAGAAGAAGAAGGCUCAGUCUUCCUCCUGAGAGGACGCUUCAGAGAGAGAGAGAGAGGUUUAGUUUCUUUAACGUUUGAUGGAUCUGAGUUUGAACCCUGCAGAGAUCUGACUCUGUGUUCAUGAUUUUUUAUGUUUGGAUCUUUUUUACAAAUAAACAAUCAGCUGCUCGUCCGUCUCCACACUCAGCUCUGUGAUUCUGCUCCAUGUGACAGCAGGAUGCUUCCACUUCCUGCACAAAGACCCACACGUUUGAACAUAUUCUGAUCCUGUGCAGAGUAUAAAAUCAGCCGGUCUGUUUGCAAACUUAACAAACAUGUUCUUCUUGUGUGUGCUGAUGGAUUCAAGCUGCUCCAUGGAACAAAAAUAAUCAGAGGGGUGUUAAAUAAAAUAUAAAUGAAGAUAGUUGCUACAUUUAAAAUAAAACCAUGCAAAUAAUAAA
Molecule: messenger RNA, 1957 nt
Organism: Notolabrus celidotus (New Zealand spotty)
Lineage: Eukaryota; Metazoa; Chordata; Actinopteri; Labriformes; Labridae
Gene: wdr4
Product: WD repeat domain 4
Exons: 12
Coding region: 236-1546 (436 amino acids)
Biological process (GO): RNA (guanine-N7)-methylation
Cellular component (GO): nucleus; cytosol; tRNA methyltransferase complex
Molecular function (GO): protein binding; tRNA (guanine(46)-N7)-methyltransferase activity
Source: RefSeq, a predicted model, not a curated record